Micropterus dolomieu (smallmouth bass) is the source of this 2746-nucleotide messenger RNA. RefSeq names its product ephrin A4. The transcript is spliced from 6 exons. Gene Ontology annotation, cellular component: plasma membrane. The coding region runs from base 262 to 858 and encodes 198 amino acids. The record is from RefSeq and is a predicted model, not a curated record. Gene Ontology annotation, molecular function: ephrin receptor binding. NCBI's taxonomy places the organism in Eukaryota, Metazoa, Chordata, Actinopteri, Centrarchiformes, Centrarchidae. Gene Ontology annotation, biological process: ephrin receptor signaling pathway; axon guidance.
UUCCAGCGCUCCGCAGCUUGUUGCUGCCAAACCAGCUGGCAGUUUCAACAAAUUACUGUACGCUGGAGACUUUGACCCGUAAACUCAGGUUUAGUCUCUCUUUUUUAGUCUAUUGUUUUUUAGGAAAGAGAUCUCAGUCCAAAAUCAUCAUACGUAGCCUACCAUGGAGAGACUCUCAAGAACCUCUCACUGUGGAAGUUGACACCUUUCACUCUGAAGCGGCUGGUGCCGAGCCUCACCGCGGCCCUAGCGGCGGACAGGAUGGGCUCCCUGAUGUGGACCCCGGGAGCUGUUCCUGCUUGGAAAGCCACGAUUUUCCUCUUGAACAUAAUCUCAGCUGCUGUGGCCAAAAGACACGUCGUGUAUUGGAAUUCUACAAACACAAGGUUAACAGCAGGAGAUCUGUCCGUCCAGGUGAAUCUUAAUGACUACCUGGACAUUUACUGCCCACACUACCCCAACAAGGAGACCCUGGGCCCCGGGCAGCCAGAGACGCUGGCCCUAUACUUGGUGGGAGAGGCCUCUUUCCAGGGCUGUGUGGAGACCAAAGGGUCCAUCAAGAGGUGGGAGUGUAACACCCCCUAUGCUCCGUUUGGACCAGUGCGCUUCUCUGAAAAGAUCCAAAGGUUCACCCCCUUCUCACUGGGGUUUGAGUUUCUGCCAGGGCGCCACUACUACUACAGCUCUCUACCCUCAGAUGAAGGCCCUCCUCUGCCAUGUAUGAAGUUGCGUGUCACCGUGUGCUGUGAGCCCACAUCAGAGGGUUCAAAACAAAUACAAGAAACUCGAAGUAGUGUUUGCUCACUGAGGACAGCUUUACCUCCACUCCUCCUAACCCUCCUCCUGCUGACUACCUGACUUCCUCCUCUGUCCUCUCCGCUGACCUCUCACCUCUCAGUCGGAUCAGGGGAUAUUCCUCUGACAUUCACAUACACAAUGCAAUCUACACUCAGACAGUGAAUGACACAAUACAAUCUAUGCUAAGCUAUUGCGUAUGACACACAUUAUUACCUUGUGGCUAUUUACUUGUGAAAUUCCAGAAGGAAUCGGGUGUCUUCCCCAGAAUGGGGCCACAGUGACUCAGGGACUGACACACCGAAUCAUAGUGUCUCCAUUACUUGUUAUUUUCUUCUCCCACCUGUUGUGUAAGUAGUAGCACAGAAUAUUACAUAUAGAGCUAGACCUAGUCAUAAGACUCAUAUCCCACUCUGAUGCCAGAGGAACAAUGAGUCUGUCAGGACAAAGCUUUCUCUCUCUUUCUCAUUCUGUUUCUUGUUUUCUACAUGAUGUGUUGCAUUGACUUAUUUUGAGAACCUGCCUCCAGUUAAAAAGUGGCCAAAUAAACACAUACUACUGUGCUAAGUGGCUCGUGUUGGAUGUCAGUCAGUUAGCUGGUGACUUUUCUUUUCUUUAAAUAGGCAGAAAUAAAUUAAUUGGCGAUUUUUAUCCUUGCCAUAUUAAGAUAAAUGCGUUAAACUUUUAAUGACAUUUUGAAAAUAAAGGCAUUUUAGGAGGAAAUAUGGACUGUUCUGGAAUAGCCAGGCAGGGCUGCUGCGCCCCCUACUGGGAUUAAACUGGGUUAACUGGAAUUUGACUGGGUUGGCCAUGAACUCAGAAGGUGGACACUAGAUUCUGGUGGUGUAUGAUGAUAAUGGGACCUGGGACAGAUUUUGUCUCCUGAUUGGACCCCAUGUUGUUCUGCCUUCCCGCCCCUCUCCCUACUUGAGAAUAAAGUACAGAACAGAUGGAUUUAUGGGUAAACAGAGAGCAUCAGUUCGUAUCGCUCAACUGUAUACACUGCGGACUACUGAUGAGGCUGAUGGUGGCUGAUGCUUUUGUUGACCAUCCAGGUGUGCAGAUAUGCGCACAAGCUUUUAUUCCAUUUGUUGUUGUUGUUUGUGUGUGGGUUGUUGUUUUUUUUUACGCAGAAUCCUUGAUUUUACGAUUUAGUUAAUAUUAGUUAAUAUAUUCUGCAAAAUGAGAUAUAUUAACUCCAUAAUUCAAUGUUUUAGUGAAAAUUGAUCUCUGAUAUUUAAGUUACAAAAAAUACUUUUUUGCAUACACAAGCAAUGAUUUUAUAUUCUAGAUAUGUGUAUUUACUGGUAUAUUUUCAACAUACUCUGCUACAAUGUAGUUUCACAAGUUAAAUGAUUUGAUGGUAGAAUUCAUUAAACGUUUUGCCACAUAUUUUUUUAAAUAAAUCACUCAAAUUUUCUUCGAUUAAGAAAAAAUAUAAUGAAUUAACAAUAAAUUUAAUUUCCUGAUUCUUUUCAUUGAACUUAGAAAUAAUUUAGGUGUGUAUUUUUCACUGAAAUUAAAUGAAGUUGAGAUUUUUAUAUAUAUAAAAUUUUAUUAUAAAGUUACAUAAUUAUUUCCCCACAAUAUUUGAGUAACUUCAGCUCAGAAAAUAGAUUAUAGAUUAGUUGCACGGUUUUGAUCUGUCUUUGAAAAAAACUACAUUGUAGCACUUAAUAUAAUCUCAGAAUAUUUGGGUGUCAUGCUGUAAAUCACAUGCCAUUGUUUUUUUUAUUUUAUGUUAAAUGAUGUUGGAAGAUCUGUUAAUAAUUUCAGUGGUGUCGAAUUUUACAAUCAUGUAAACUAGGGAUGUGUUUUUGAUCUAUUUGUGUUUAAUGUGUCCUGCUUUCACAUUUUAGUGAAGAAUGUAGCUUCUUCUGUGAAGAGCCGACUGCAGUCUGAGCCUUUUUUUACGUGGCAAGACAACAAAAUAAAUAUGAUUGCAUUUAAA